AUGGUCACUUCAGGCUCUGGGAAGCGUACCGUCCUCUUCAAACUGCAUCUUGAAGGAGAUAUUGAAUGCUCCGGACUGCGGAUGAAAGAGCUCGACAGGCACUCCUCGGUUGACUCUAGUUAUCUAUAUCAAGAUCGCUAUGAGAUAGUUCAUAAACUUGGCGCCGGUUCAUAUUCCACUAUACGGCUGGCUAAGGACCGUCAGGACAACGUAUUGGUUGCCAUAAAUAUCAUUGUUUCCCAAUACCCCAAAAGCCGUGUUGAUACUGAAAAUAAGACUUUGCAGUUGCUAGCCUUAGGACCCAAGGACUAUCCCAGACGAGCCUAUGACUUCGACGGCCCAGUUCCAGCACGUUGGUCCAAUGGUUGGGGAAAGAUGUCCUUCUUCUUUAACGACUAUGGCUCGUGGAAGGAUAAUGAUCGCUGUGGGCUAGUCCUUAGAUUAUUAAGGGAGAGGAUCCUCAACAUGAUGGACAAAGGUGAAUUCCAUACGGAAGAAUUGCCUGGCACUGAAAAGUUACUCGAAGGCAUGCUGGCUUAUGAACCUUCUCAGAGAAUUUCCGCAAAGGACGCGGUUGGCUCCGAAUGGAUCAACAAGCUUUAUAGGAAUUAUAUUUAG
This is a messenger RNA of Nannizzia gypsea CBS 118893, 618 nucleotides long. RefSeq lists its product as hypothetical. The record is from RefSeq and is a predicted model, not a curated record. Lineage: Eukaryota; Fungi; Ascomycota; Eurotiomycetes; Onygenales; Arthrodermataceae. The transcript has 4 exons. Bases 1 to 618 code for a protein of 205 amino acids.